Hymenoscyphus albidus is the source of this 686-nucleotide messenger RNA. NCBI's taxonomy places the organism in Eukaryota, Fungi, Ascomycota, Leotiomycetes, Helotiales, Helotiaceae. The record is from the annotation of a GenBank genome assembly.
AUGUUUGUCCCCGUCGAACCAGCACGUAUCCGCGAAGAUACCGUCACCACUCCACCUCGAGUGUCUCUUGGAACGAGUCCCUCGGCCGCAGGGCCAGGACGAUCUACAAUGGCUACAACUCCAAGACGUGUGUCGCUUUGCCUCGAGACCCCUUCGCCCCCGCCAAAUGCUCCUCUUCCACCCAAUUCACCAAGACGAUCGAGUAUUGCGUCUCUGAACUUUGGUCCCCCUCCAACACCACCUCCAAACCGCCCACUGCCACCUCUCCCCACCAGUACCCCGAGAAAGCGGCCGUACAAAUCGAUCAAGAGGACUCAAUGGCACAAUUCGUCGAAGGUAUCGCCGACUCCCAGCUCCCAGAGACGCCUACUAGGGCGUAUUCUCAACGGCAUCCACGCUCCCGAACAUACGCCAAUCAAAUGAAGCGCCUCUCGGCUCCUGCUGCUCCCGUCGACCCGAUUACCUUGCGUACGCCUACCUAUAUCGCGCAGCGCAACCGCCAUACGAAUAUGUUUGAUAUCCUCCAAGAUCUGGAUGUUCCACAACCAUUGGAUAACAUCCAUGAGGAGGAGGGUGCGAGGGAUGGAGUCGUUUUGCCUGGUCCUGUCGCUCUGGGAGAUUUCGCGGUUCCUGCUACCGAAGCCCUCGCUAGCGGGGACAGAUUCAACGUGAUGGGGUUCGGUUAG